UUAAAAUGUGCAUCAUAAAAUAACUGAAAUUUCAGCUGAAAGAUAAGUGUUUCUCGGCGGAGCCACCCUUCGCCACCGCCGCCGACACAGUUAGUUUCCAUCGCCAAGCUCUCCUCAUCUAACAAAUACUAAAAACUUUCCUGAUAAUUUGGAAGAAUGACGGCGACGCAUCUUCUCAUACACCCAACUUACCUCCCUCCGCCGCCGGCGAGGCGGCCUCGUCUCCCAAUUCACCGUAACGCCUUCUCACUUCCAAAUAACAAACUUACAUCUCCAAAUUUCGCAUUUUUAAACUCACCCCGGGAAAGAAGUCGCAGGAGUUCAGCAAUCAGAUCACAGUUGAACUUCCCGAUCAUCUCGCCGCAGGACCAAUGGGGCACCUGGACCGCUCUGUUCGCCACCGGCGCUUUCGGCAUAUGGUCGGAGAAGACCAAGAUCGGGAGCGCGCUGAGUGGCGCAUUGGUGAGCACUCUGGUGGGUUUGGCGGCGAGUAAUUUGGGAAUCAUAGCGAGUGAAGCGGCAGCUUACGAUGUCGUUUUGGAGUUCCUUCUGCCAUUAGCGGUUCCUCUGCUGCUUUUCAGAGCUGAUAUGCGCCGUGUUCUUCGCUCUACUGGAACGCUGCUGCUCGCUUUCUUGCUUGGAUCAGUGGCGACUACGGUGGGGACGACGCUGGCUUUCCUGCUGGUGCCUAUGCGGUCGCUUGGUGGAGAUGGUUGGAAGAUUGCAGCUGCUCUAAUGGGGAGGCAUAUCGGUGGAGCUGUCAACUAUGUUGCCAUAUCUGAAUUUCUUGAGACGUCAUCCUCAGUUGUGACUGCCGGACUUGCUGCUGAUAAUGUAAUUUGUGCUUUAUACUUUGCCUCAUUAUUCGCGUUGGCAUCAAAGAUACCUGCAGAGUCAUCAGCAUCCACAGCUGAUACUGAACUUAAUGGAGAGAAAGAAUCUGGGAACAAGCUACCUGUGCUUCAGACUGCUACGUCCCUUGCUGUAUCGUUUAUUAUAUGCAAAAGCGGAAGUCUUUUGACAAAGUAUUUUGGGAUUCAAGGAGGCAGCCUUCCAGCCAUUACAGCUAUUGUUGUUGUUCUAGCAACUAUAUUCCCCAAACUGUUUGCUUACCUCGCGCCUUCUGGUGAAGCUAUGGCGUUGAUACUGAUGCAGGUGUUCUUCGCGGUUAUUGGGGCGAAAGGAAGCAUCAUGAGUGUUAUGAACACGGCUCCCAGCAUCUUCUUGUUCUGUCUAGUCCAGAUCGGGGUGCACCUAGCUAUCAUCCUCGGAGUGGGAAAACUGCUGCGGUUUGAGCUCAAGUCGUUGCUGAUAGCAUCGAAUGCCAAUGUGGGAGGUCCCACAACGGCAUGUGGGAUGGCGACAGCAAAAGGGUGGACUUCUCUAGUUGUUCCUGGCAUUCUUGCUGGCAUUUUCGGCAUUGCAAUCGCCACUUUUCUUGGUAUUGGUUUUGGACAAUAUGUUCUCAGAUUCAUGUGAAUAUUCGAUUAGUUUGGUCAGUACAGUGUAGACUGUAAAGGACUGAUUCUGCUGCCUUGUAAGUACAAUAUAAUUAUCUUCUAUUUUCAUCCAA
Messenger RNA from Salvia splendens (bonfire salvia), 1573 nucleotides. RefSeq lists its product as uncharacterized. Lineage: Eukaryota; Viridiplantae; Streptophyta; Magnoliopsida; Lamiales; Lamiaceae. The record is from RefSeq and is a predicted model, not a curated record. Bases 157 to 1479 code for a protein of 440 amino acids. The transcript is spliced from 6 exons.